Messenger RNA from Phytophthora nicotianae INRA-310, 2595 nucleotides. RefSeq lists its product as hypothetical. The transcript has a single exon. Gene Ontology annotation, molecular function: rRNA binding; U3 snoRNA binding. Bases 41 to 2464 code for a protein of 807 amino acids. Gene Ontology annotation, cellular component: nucleolus; small-subunit processome. Gene Ontology annotation, biological process: maturation of SSU-rRNA from tricistronic rRNA transcript (SSU-rRNA, 5.8S rRNA, LSU-rRNA). The record is from RefSeq and is a predicted model, not a curated record. NCBI's taxonomy places the organism in Eukaryota, Oomycota, Peronosporomycetes, Peronosporales, Peronosporaceae.
GCCAUUUGAGUUGCACUGUAUCAUCAGUACAUUGACCACCAUGGGCCCACGUAAGGGAGGAGGCAAGAAGAAGGGCAGCCGCAAGCGCAAGGCCAAUGUGUGGGACGACGCUGAGCCGAAGGCCAAGCACGGCGCCGUAUCCAAGGAAAAUGAGGUCAAACCGCGCAAAAAUGGGUCCAUGAUGGGCCAGUGGAAGACUCAGAAGAUUGCAGAGCGAACUAAAGCUCGUAAAUUCUACUCCAAUGUGGACGAGAAGAAGAGAAUGCAACGAGAACAAUACGAAGAGACGUGGGAGCGCACAGCUAACGCAAUUUACAAGAAAGACAGCGACGAAGAAGAUCAACAGGAAGAAGAACAAGAAGAGUCACAGAGUGAAGACAGUGACAGUGACGACGAGAACGUUCUCAAGAAAAACUCGUUGUUUGAUGAAUUUGUGAACACAUUCAAACCUGCUGAACCCAUUGAAGAAGACGAUGAAGAAGAUGAAGAAGAAGAGUAUGAAGAAGUGUUGGUGGACGAGAACGGUGACGAGAUUGAAGAAGAACACGAAGAGAACGAAAGUGUUGAAGAAAAUACCGGUGACAAUAAAGACGGUGAAGAGCAGGUUGCGUCCAUGGAGAAAGAUGACGAAAUGCAGCUUGAAGACAAAGAACAAGAAGAACAAGAAGACCCUUAUCGUCGUCGAUACCUGUUAAGCUCGUUUACCGAACAGGAUGCCAAGAAAUUCGAAGCACAAACGAGAAAGUUCACCAAAAUUACCUUACCUAGUUUACAGGAGGACUCUUAUAACAUCACAUACAGGACUGGAGCUGCGGAGAUCCCUGGACUGGACGGUGUCGUGGCAGCUCCAGAGACGGCGGACAAGAAGAAACAGUAUGUGCGUUCGAGGCUGUUAACAACGUGGAAGCAGCGUGGCCUGGACGCUGAUACGGCGUUUUCUAAGGGGUCAGUGGAGUAUACUCUCUCACAGCAAAUGUCAGCGUAUACAGACGUGUUUUUCGCCGGCCAGACGUACGAGAACACGGAGAAACUGCGUCAAUUGAGUGCAAUGCACGUACUGAAUCACGUGCUAAAAGCUCGUGAUACGGUUACACGUAACAACGAGCGUAUCAAGAAACAAAGCGAAGAAGAGAAGGAGUACCGUGACCAGGGCUUCUGUCGUGCCAGUGUGUUAGUGUUACUACCGCUGCGUAGCUCUGCAGUGGCGUUCGUGAACCAAUUACUGGAGCUUCUGCCCUCGAACGUGGAUACCUUCCACAAUAAAGACCGCUUCUUCAAUGAAUUCGGCAGUGCUAAGGGCGACGAUGAGCCUUCUAACGAUGAAGACAAGAAGGAAUGGCAGCGAGUGUUUGGACAGGGAAACAACGACGAUUGUUUCCAGUUGGGCUUGUCGUUCUCUCGCAAGGCCGUUCGCUUCUACAGCGAGUAUCACCACGCUGACCUCAUCAUCGCGUCUCCUCUUGGACUGCGUCAACAACUCGGAGAUGAAGUCGCCAUGUUGGAUGAAGCCGAGUCCAGUGACGACGUCAAGUUGUCGAGUGACUUUUUGUCCACUAUCGAGGUGUGUAUCGUUGACUCGGCUAGUCUGAUGGCUAUGCAGAACUUGGAACACUUGCGCACUGUAUUGCGCGCUACGAAUCUGCAGCCGAAAGAAGCGCCGAACGCUGAUUUCUCUCGAGUCAGGGAGUGGAACUUGGCCUUCUUGGCUGCGUAUUUCAGACAGACUAUUGUCUUUGCGCACGGUGCAGAGCCUGCACUUAACGCUCUGGUGACCAAAACGUGUCGUAACAUCUCUGGAGUCGUCAAGUAUACCCGUCAAUACGACGCGGCAGACGGCUCCGCUUCGAUCUCUCGGGUAGUACCGCAAGUGAAGCAGAUCUUCCAGCGUGUGGAUCUGGAUCACUCUGGCCGCCUCAGUGCGGCGGACGAAGUGGAACUGCGCUUUGCCUACUUCAAGAAGCACGUGUUUGAGCCGCUACUGGACCAUCCAAGGAAACACGUGCUGAUCUUCAUCCCUUCUUACUUUGACUAUGUGCGUGUACGCAACUUGUUCAACGACUCGAUGAACAAAAAGCUGAUCCGCAGUGUCCAGUGCUGUGAGUACACGACGAACAAGCAGGUAUCUCGUGCCCGUACGUCGUUCUUCCAUGGCCACUGCCAUGUCAUGCUGUACACGGAACGUUUCCACUUCUACCAUCAGCUCCAGAUUCGCGGUGUGCACCAGCUGAUCUGGUAUGGACUUCCUGUUAUGGGAGAUUUUUACGCCGAGAUGAUGAAUAUGCUGCCGAGUAGCGAUACCGCCGGACAGAACGAUGACGGAUUCGCUGACAAUACGGGCGGAAAAUCGUCGAUCGCGUUGUUCACGCGGCUGGAUCUGUUGCGAAUGCAGCGUAUCGUGGGAAACAAGCGUGCGGAGCGCAUGUGCCAGGCCAAGGCUGCCAAACCGACAUUCCUCUUCUGCUAGAUGAACAAAAGGGAGUUGAAUUCAUUUUUUUACUGGCACUCUUCAUUCUUAUAUGUAAACAUGUAUAUAUUCAAAGUCGUCGAAGGAGGUCCAGUAAAUAGCUUAUAUUUGUCAAGAGAUAUCAUAUUUAC